AUGCUGCUGGAUGAGGGCCAUGAAAGACUCUACGUGGGGGCCAAGAACGCCCUCUACUCUCUGGACCUGGACCACGUGAACACGCACCACCGAGAGAUCCAGUGGGCCAGCACCGGGCCGCAGAUGGAGGAAUGCCUCAUGAAGGGCAGGGAGCAGCUGGAGUGCGCCAACUACAUCAAAGUGCUGCAGGAGUACAACCAGACCCACCUCCUGGCCUGCGGCACGGGAGCCUUUAACCCCGCCUGCGCCCUGCUCAGAGUCGGACACGACUCUGAGGACAGGCUGUUCUCUCUGGAGGAGGCCAGUGUGGAGAGCGGGAAAGGCCGCUGCCCGUAUGACCACAAGAGCCCCUGUACCGCCACACUGUCCAGGGGAGAACUGUAUAUCGGCCUAUACAUGGAUUACUGGGAGAAUGAUGGAGCUGUGUGUCGUCUUAACAACCAGAGCUACACACGCACGGAGAGAAACGACCGACAGCAGCUCAGUGAGCCCAAAUUCGUGGGGUCAGCAGUUGUUCCUGAUAAUGAUGACAGGGAUGACGACAAGGUCUACUUCUUCUUCACGGAGCGAGAGGUGGACGGUGAGGGGGUGAAUAAGGCCGUCUACACCCGCGUCGGCCGAGUCUGCGCGAACGACCAGGGCGGCCAGAGGAUGUUGGUGAAUCGAUGGAGCUCGUUCCUGAAAGCCCGGCUCAUCUGCUCCGUGGCCGGGCACAACGGCGUUGAUACACACUUCGAUGAGCUUGAGGACGUGUUCGUGCUUACGAACAAGGACGAGAAGAACCCAGAGAUCUUCGGCCUCUUCAGCACAACGAGCGCCGUGUUUAAAGGCUUUGCUGUGUGCGUCUACCAGAUGGAGGACAUCAGAGCAGCCUUCAAUGGCCCAUUCGCCUUCCGGGAGAGGCCCGAGCACCACUGGACACCCUAUGAGGACAGGGUGCCCUAUCCUCGGCCCGGAUCUUGUGCCAGCAAAGUGAACGGGGGCGGCUUCUCCACCUCCAAGGAGUUUCCCGACGAGGUUCUGCGCUUCGUGCGCGCCCACCCCGUGAUGUACCGGCCGGUCCUCCCCCUGCACCACAGGCCGGUGCUGCUGCAGACGGAGCCGGGCGGGAAGAGGCUGACCCAGAUCGCUGUGGACAGGGUGCAGGCCCAGGACGGACACUACCACGUCCUCUACAUAGGCACUGCUGACUCCGUCAUUUUGAAAAUUAUUACCAUCUACAACAAGGACACAGACAGUGUGGAGGAGGUGCUGCUGGAGGAGCUUCAAGUAUUUAAGGUGCCGACACCGGUCACAGAAAUGUUGAUAUCGCCGAAAAGGCAACAGCUGUAUGUGGGGACGGAGCUGGGUGUGGCCCAGGUUAGACUACAUCAGUGUGACCUCUACGGCUCCGAGUGUGCCGACUGCUGUCUGGCUAGAGACCCCUACUGCGCCUGGGACGGCCUAACCUGCUCCAGAUACUACCAUGUGGGGGUCUACACCAAGAGACGCUUCAGGAGGCAAGACGUUCGCCAUGGCAACGCCGUCCAGCUGUGCAACGGGCUGCAAAUUGAUGAGGAGCAGUGGCACAGGGCCGAGGAGAAGCUGGUCUACGGUGUGGAGAGUAACAGCACUCUGUUGGAGUGCAUCCCUCGCUCGCUACAGGCCAGGGUUCUGUGGUUCAUACAGAGAGGAGACGAAAAACAAGAGGUUCGGCUUGACGAGCGCGUCGUCAUGACGGCCCACGGCCUCCUGUUCCUGCGCGUGAGGCGCUCAGACGCCGGCAUGUACGUGUGCCAGACGGUGGAACACGGCUACGUGCACACGCUGCUACGGAUCACCCUGAACGUGCUGGAGGACGAGGAGGUGAGCUCCAUCCUCCAUAAGGGAGAGAGGGCUGAGAGAAAGGAAGGAGAGCGGCCUCCCGGCCCCUGCCACUCUCCAGCGUGUCCCCGACCAGGCCCCAGCGUCAGCCCCAAGGUCUCGGGCCCAACCUCGGCCCUGAGCGCUCAUCCCAGGCUGUGGUAUAAGGAUUUUCUGCAGCUGAUCGGCUACGGGGACACCCUGCGGGUGGAGGAGUACUGCGAGAGGGUGUGGUGCUCCAACAAGAAGCGCAAGAAGAACAAGAGGAGGUACGCCGCUUUGGGAGGAGAGAUGGGAGGAGGCAAGGGGAAGGGAGGCGAGAACUCCCAUAGAGCACCCAGGCACACCCUGGACACAUAA
This is a messenger RNA of Lampris incognitus (smalleye Pacific opah), 2202 nucleotides long. It is a transcript of the gene sema3e, whose product is annotated as sema domain, immunoglobulin domain (Ig), short basic domain, secreted, (semaphorin) 3E. Gene Ontology annotation, molecular function: chemorepellent activity; semaphorin receptor binding. Bases 1 to 2202 code for a protein of 733 amino acids. The record is from RefSeq and is a predicted model, not a curated record. The transcript is spliced from 17 exons. Gene Ontology annotation, biological process: negative chemotaxis; negative regulation of axon extension involved in axon guidance; neural crest cell migration. Lineage: Eukaryota; Metazoa; Chordata; Actinopteri; Lampriformes; Lampridae.